GCGAGCCGAGCAGGCGGUGCUGCCGCCCGCCGCCGCUCGCCCCGCCGCGGCCGCCCCUGCUCGCAGCGCCCCUCUGAUCCAUGGCUGUCUGUCUGUACUUGUUACAGUGUAACAUCCUCCUCCUCCUUCGCCUCCUCCUCCUCCUCCUCCUCCUCGGGAGCCGCUGCAACUUCCCCUCAGCCAGCCUCCUCUGCUCGGGGACUGCAAAGGCAUGGGAUAGACCCACAGCCACUUUUCUCUGUCUCCCCUCUAGCCCUCGCUCAAUUCCCCCUCUUUAAAUUAAAGUCUGUUCCUCGCUCCUCGUCGUUUAGAGAUUUAUUUGUCAGGCUAUUAUUUCCCUUGAUUUUAUUUUCCCUUCCUGGGGCAGGGGUUCGUAGGGGCCGGUGGGUUUAUUUUAGGGAGGGGGCACCCCACCCCUUCCGUUUCUCCUCCUCCCUGGUCGACCGUGACUUGAUUUCCCUGCCCCUCUCGGCUCCCACCCCUCGAACUCUCCGUCCUGCCCUAGAGUGACGCACCGACACCCCCCGCCCACAGCCCAGACGUCCCCUCCCUCGCUGCCAUCCCGACCGGUCUCGGAGCUGGACCGGGUGCCGACUUCUUCGCAGAAGGAUAUAUGUUGGGUAAAGGAGGAAAACGGAAGUUUGACGAGCAUGAAGAUGGGCUGGAAGGCAAAAUCGUGUCUCCCUCUGACGGUCCAUCCAAGGUGUCUUACACCUUACAGCGCCAGACUAUCUUCAACAUUUCCCUUAUGAAACUCUAUAACCACAGGCCGCUGACAGAGCCCAGCUUGCAAAAGACUGUUUUGAUUAACAACAUGUUGAGGCGGAUCCAGGAGGAACUCAAACAGGAAGGCAGCCUGAGGCCCGUGUUCCCCCACAACUCCCAGGCCACCGACUCUCUGAGCGACAGCUACCGGGAGGCCCCACCCGCCUUCAGCCACCUCGCGUCCCCUCCGGCGCACCCCUGCGACCUCGGAAGCACUACACCCCUGGAGUCCUGCCUCACCCCGGCCUCACUGCUCGAGGACGACGAUGACACUUUUUGCACUUCCCAGGCCGUGCAGCCCGCGGCUCUUACCAAACUCUCGCCUCCAGCCCUCCUGCCGGAAAAGGACAGUUUCUCCUCCGCCUUGGACGAGAUCGAGGAGCUCUGUCCCACAUCUACCUCCACCGAGGCCGCAGCAGCAGCGACUGACAGUUCGAAAGGAGUCCCCAGCCAGUCCAGCGCCCAGAAACCCGAGGGGCCCCCAGACGGCCGCACGGAUGACUCGAAACUCAUUGACUCUCUGCCUGGGAAUUUUGAAAUAACAACGUCCACAGGGUUCCUGACAGACUUGACCCUGGACGACAUCCUGUUCGCAGACAUUGAUACGUCCAUGUAUGAUUUUGACCCCUGCACAUCCUCGUCAGGGACAGCCUCAAAAAUGGCCCCCGUGUCGGCCGACGACCUCCUCAAGACUCUGGCCCCUUACAGCAGUCAGCCUGUCACCCCCAGUCAGCCUUUCAAAAUGGACCUCACUGAGCUGGACCACAUCAUGGAGGUGCUCGUGGGGUCCUAGACCCACGGACCCUGCGACUCUGCCCCCGGCCCCUGCGAGCGUGCCCACACCCUGACAACUGUCCGCACUGUGCAUGCAGCCUUGCUUGCCUUUUUCAGAGAAAAAGAAAAAUUUCCAAAAGAAUCACACUAGUUUUUGCUUUGAGCAGAGUUGGAGUGCCUUCAUCCAAGUAUGACCACUUUUAAUACGUUUUUUUUUGAGUGGUUCCUCAGAGACCUACCCUGUAAUAGGAAAGGAUACAUUUGAAGACAAUGUUGCUAUGUUGAAUGACAAAAAUAAACAGUUCAAGUGAAGCACAAGGAUUAAGUUGGAAAAGCUGUAAAUUGCAUGUGCAUAUUUGUCUAUUUUUUCUAUAAGUUUUAUUGCAAGAGGUAAAAUAUAUAUAUAUAUUAUUUAGAUAAUCUCAGUACCUUUUCUGGCAUUUUCGCCCUGUGUAGGUUGACUUGGCAAUUAAGCCUUUUUAGAGGCAUUAACUACUCCUCGUAAGUGUUGCAUUUACAUGGCUGUUUAGAAAACUGCUGCCCAAAUUUAUUUUAUAUUUUUGUACAGAUUCUGCAGUUUAUGAUAUUGUUUUUCUAAAAACAAAUGCUGUUUAUACAUAUGAGAUAGCUAUUUUGAUAGGAUUUGCUCACAUAGUUCCUGCAAACUUCAGAUGUACAAGUUGCACUUGUACUUUUAUAGAGUUGUAAUGUUUUAUAUGUGUAUGGUGCAAGAGAAAAUUAGAUCAAAUCAAUCUGCAGCUGAUAUCCCCAAAUGCAAACACACAUAGACACAUACAGACACACACACACAGCGCUUUAAGAAAGGACCAGGUGAUAUCACACCCAAAUUUCACAAGCACUGACCCCCCUGGCAUGAACACCCGCCAGUACUUUGACUUCCAAAGCCAGAACCACGUCUGCUCAUCAAACUUGCAUUAAGCAAUUGGCGGGAGAUGCCCAUGGAGCUCCGGGUUUAAGUGGUAGUUCUCUUUAGCUCCCUCUUUUGAGGGGAAGGCUACUGUCUUAUUUAAGAGUGUUUAUGCCAAGUUUGCGCUUUUAAUUUUUUUUUUUUUUUUUUUUUUUUUAACAUGGAAACCCAUAUUUUUCAUUUUUGGCAUAGUUUUUAUGAUGACCUGAAAUUCUACAUCUGAACAAAAUGUUAUGUAAAGCAACCAACCUCUUCAUGAAACUUAAGUCCCAUUGCAAUGCUUAGGGCUCUUGAAGAAGAAAAUCGCCCCAGAAGGCAUCCAUCAUGUUGCUAACUUUUCCAGCUUCCCUUCCCUAGAGCUUUUGUUCCCUCUGUUACUAAGAGCUGAAAAUGGCAUCUUCAUGAUCACCACAGUGAGCUUGGCUCACCUCGGCUGGCCCGGGACACGCUCUUACAAUGUCCAUGACUCUUGAACCUGGAGUUCGUCAUGUUACAUCACGGCUUCCCAUCUGGUUACUUUCUUAAAUCAACUGCUUUAACUACACUUUACAAGGCUGUUUUACCCAAAUACACAGACAGGACUUUCUAUGCAUGUUUCCUCUCCUCCCCCCGCCCCCCACUCCCAGGACACACUUGAGAAGUAGCUUUUUAUUCCUAGUGGUGUACAUUAAUUUUAAAACGUUUGCAAUGUAUCAUGCUUGUUGCUGAAAAUUGUUUAUGGCCUUUUCGUUUCACUUUUUUCUCUCUUCCAAUGGUACUUUAGCUGUUGAUGCAGGUUACAACCUAUAUUGUUAUGCAGAUGGCUUCUUUAGGAAUAACUUUUAUAUUUAUUUAAAAAUUUUUAAAUUAUGGGAUUUUGUUUUUUUUGUUGUUGUUAUUGUCUUUGUUGUUGGUCAUUUGUCAAUAUUCUGUCACCAAUUCUGCUCACUUCUUGCCAUGGAUAAAAUUGGGUCUUUCUGGCCAAUUAAAAAAGACAACUUUAUAAAAUGGCACUUUAAACAAGCCAUAGAUAGUUUUAUUUUCAUAGUGCACAUGGCAAAGCAAAUACAUUUGUGAUGAAGGAACUGCUCAUCUAAACAAAAGAUUCGUGUAUGGUAUGAUUUAACCUUUCUGCAUUCUAAUUUACUUUUUUCCCCAUUUGAAUGUGUUUUAAAUACUAAUUAUGAACAUGGUAGAGCAGUGAGAAACUGAUCAAAUUGCACUUGUUCCUCUACAAGCAACCUCCACACAGACACCUCUUACUGCUGCAGAUGUGUCAUUUCCUUUGAUAGGACCAGGGACCAUAUAAUUAAGGUGAGAAUUGUUGUAGAUACUUCCAGUGUCACUGUGCCUGUCCAUUUUAAGAGCUUCCCUUUCUUGUAGAGAACAAGUCUGCCCAGACUCCAUGCUUUUUAUAUAACUGGAGGACCCGGCGACCUCGCCACGUGCUGCACACAUCUACAUACGUACACGUGUACAAUAGUGUUGGUCAUUCUGAACAAUAACAGGGUAAAGCAGUUGAUUUGCCAUUGUUACAAACUGAUUUACAGUAACUCAGAACAACUGUACUUUCGUUGGAUUAGCAAAUCGUGUGUUUAAACAAAUCCCAUAUGUUGGGCAACAGUUCAGAUAAGCACAGAGAAGUGUUGCCCAAACUUGGUUCUCUGACUCUCAUGUAUUUGUAAAGCUGGGCUUCAAAAUCAAAACAAAAACCCCCAUCAAUAGCAGGAAAAUGCUUUUUAACUCUGACACCGUUGCCCUAAAUUCUUGAUAUGAGUAUCAAGAAAUCUGAUGAAAAAGACAUGGGAAAUCAGUGGCCCACUUUCAGAAGGAGCAAAACCAUUGAGGGUUCAAAUUGUCUUGGUGUCCUGUUUUUACAAAGUGAUGUCCCAACAGGGAAGAGUAUGAGCCAGAGUGGGAUCUCCAAGUCCCAGUUUGAGUGUGGUGUGUGCUUCCAGAUGCCACCUGGCAGCAGUGCCUUCCCCUUCAUAAAAGAUGUUGUGUGGCAUCCAGAGCCAGGUAGGCAGCUUGGGGUGCCUUUAUGAGAAAGACAUGCUGGCUGGGGCUGGGAGAGGACAAUUGUUGACAGUGAUGUGCAAUGAAGUGACAAGAUGAGAGCAGAAUCCUAAAAGCUUUGAAUUUGAAGUGAUUUUUUCCCAUAAGUUAUUUAUUCCUUUUUUCUGUGUAAAUAUAUUUAUUUUUCUGUGAUGCGCUAAUAACAUCUGGAUCAUAACGUGCAGAAUGUAUGGUAGGAAUGUAUUCUCUUGUAGGAAUGUAAAUCUGUAUUAAAAGGGGGUCUGAGGCAGACCCCCUGGGUCUUCUCAUCGUAUGCACAGUCCACAUUCAUUUUUACUCUCUUCUCUAACAUGGGUCUAUUUGAAAUAUGCAAAAGGUAUAGAUGAGGAAUGUUUAAUACCUCCAAAUUUUUAAGAAAAUCAAGCAUCAAAGGGUUGGUAUUUUUUAAAGUUUUUUUAGUAGCACUUUCUCUCUGACAGAAGGGGCAACCACAUGGGCACCCUCAUUCAUACCAAAGGGUGAAAAGUGGCCAGAGCCUCCUCAACACCUCUGGAGUCUUUAUCAAUUGAGCUUCUUAUUGCCAUAGCCCCUUGGAGUGCCCCAACUGCCCUGAGGUCAAUCAAGGAAAAUUUCUUAACUAAAUAAGCUCCAAAGAGCCAAAGUAUCAACUUACAGAUCAUUUUUAAAGCUUAAAUUUGUUAACCACCUUUGCGGUAAAUAGUGAAUUAUGAAUACCGCAGGGCAGCCUUCUUAAAUGACAGAUGUAAAAAAAAAAGAGAGACUGCUUUGUGCAGCGAUUGUUAUUCUAUUAAGAAUUGUCUUAAUUUCAAAAUUUUGCUGUUAUGAAUUGGACAUUUAUACAUUUUCUGAAAAUACUGAAAAGAGCAUAUUUAACCUAUUCUGGCUGUAAAUGGUUAACGUCCUGUAACUGCCACGCACCUGGAUGGCAGCAAGCUGUGUGAGUCCUGCUUACGUACAAUUGUUUUCAGUGCUUCUAGGAAUGAGUCUAAAUGGUUCUUGAAAAUUAGCCAGGGUCAAAUGCUAUUGCAGACAAAGCCAAUACAAAUUUUGGACUUCUUCUGGGGAUAACAAGUUUGGAAGAGAAGUGCAGGCCAUAUGGGCAAACGACCGAGAUUUUGCAAAAGAUGUACAUAGUGACAUGUUUGGUGCAUGGUUUUUGAGGAGGGCUUUUUGUCAAAAAAGGAGGUGUACCCUUUCCCCCACAGACCUGAGAGCUGUGCCUUUUCUAUGCAAUAUUACAGACAUUACAUCGGAACCCAGAUGGCUGUAUUCACAUGUAGGUUUGGGCUGUAAUCUAAACAAUUGGACAGAUUAAAUGUACAUGGAAAUGAGCAGUCUUACUUUUGUAGUUUUAUAUUAUACA
This is a messenger RNA of Cynocephalus volans (Philippine flying lemur), 5846 nucleotides long. It is a transcript of the gene SERTAD2, whose product is annotated as SERTA domain containing 2. The transcript is spliced from 2 exons. The record is from RefSeq and is a predicted model, not a curated record. NCBI's taxonomy places the organism in Eukaryota, Metazoa, Chordata, Mammalia, Dermoptera, Cynocephalidae. Bases 614 to 1558 code for a protein of 314 amino acids. Gene Ontology annotation, molecular function: transcription regulator activity. Gene Ontology annotation, cellular component: nucleus.